Molecule: messenger RNA, 930 nt
Organism: Pochonia chlamydosporia 170
Lineage: Eukaryota; Fungi; Ascomycota; Sordariomycetes; Hypocreales; Clavicipitaceae
Exons: 1
Coding region: 1-930 (309 amino acids)
Source: RefSeq, a predicted model, not a curated record
AUGGCCGAUGGCGAAAAUAGUACAGCGGGAAAUGACGAAGAGCCAUACCCUCACCACACACUAUCAGGUGACGGACAGACGGAUGGUGUAGCUGCGACAGACAACGAGAAUCUUGGGCUUUCAAAUCACAAAGGAAAAGGCAAAGAUGCUAGUUCGAUGGUUGACAGGUUCCAGUCAUCCGGUAGAACUUUGUUCAAUAGCGCAAUGGCUAGCCAGGAGUUGCCAAAUAUCAGUUCGAAUGCUAAGGGAGGAGGGGAAUCGAGUACAUCGGCACAAAUCACGACCCAUCAAUCGAUUUUUGGUAUCGAACAACAGCGGAAUGGACAUUCCUCCAACCCGGCUAAUCGCUCGUUCAAGUCGGAUCGUAGUUCACACGGGAUGACUGAUGCGUUUGAGACAUUUGCAGCCGGGGAGAGUCCAAAAGCUGAUAUGAACGCGGCCAACACGUUAGACACACAAUCUACGGGCAGAUCUAUAACGCAGCAGGAAGCCUUGGAUGGUUCUGACGUGGUGGAGCUCCUUUUGCAGCCCGAUAUAGCAAACUCGUUCCCCGUCGACGAAUCGGAGGAGUUAACACCAUUGGAGGCAGCAAGACUUCAGGAUGCCUUAUUUGGAUCCGGGAGUGCCUGGCCAUUCUGGGACCGACUUCUCAACUUCAAUCCAGACUUUGUGACAGGGCUGGAAGAAUCCGGGAGGAGCGUGGAAAUCAUGGGUACGACGGACGCAGGUCUUGCGCGAAGCACCUGGCUUAAGCAGUGGAAUGACGUUCUGACAUCCUAUACUGAUGAGGUAUGGGGCGACCUCGAACCGCUUGCCAUGCAGGCCAAAGAAGAGUUGGAGAAAGCCACCUACACUGAUGAACUGCCAGAUUCAAGUACGGCAGCGUUAGAUCGUUUAAGACUGAUACUCAAGCAUUUACGAGGUUGUUAA